Molecule: messenger RNA, 435 nt
Organism: Leptomonas pyrrhocoris
Lineage: Eukaryota; Euglenozoa; Kinetoplastea; Trypanosomatida; Trypanosomatidae
Exons: 1
Coding region: 127-435 (102 amino acids)
Biological process (GO): pyruvate import into mitochondria
Cellular component (GO): mitochondrial inner membrane
Source: RefSeq, a predicted model, not a curated record
AGACGGUUCAUAUCGGUUUAUCAAACCAGGUUUUCCGUCUCUUGUUUAGUUCCUUCGGCUAUUUCCUUUCCGCGUGCCUGAUCAUAGCUCUCCUCUCUACAUUGAAGAACAACAGCAACAACAAAAAUGGUGUCGCAGAAUGUCGUGCGCAUGGUCGGUUACGCCGGUGCCGCAGCGAACUGGCUGAUCCCGAUCGCCGGCAUCAUGAACUUCCCCACCCGCCCGCUUUCUGAUAUUGAUCCUGUGAUGACUUCUGUUCUCUGCGUGUAUAGCAUGCUGUUCAUGCGGUGGUCAGUCUCCAUUCUGCCUGCCAACUAUCCUCUCUUUCUGUGCCACGCCACGAACAGCACUGUCCAGGCGGUCACUCUGGGCCGCUGGACUCUUGGGAAACUGACUGGAGGGAGCAACCCCACCGAAAAGAAAGCGAUUGAGUAG